CUGCCUGCGCACGGGAUGGACCCGCCCCGGCCGGUCCGACCGGCUUGGUCGCCUCGACCCGUUCGGCCGCCCCGACCGGCUCGGCCGCCGCCGUCUCCGAGCGGUGUUCCGCCGCGGCGGGUCGGGCGGAGGGGGGCGGCGGGACAGGCGGCACCGAGGGCAGCCCCGGGGCAGCCAGCCGGGGCGGGGGGCGGUGGAGCGGGACGGGAGAGCGGAGGGUCGCCCUGCAGCGGAGCCGUGAGGAUGAGGGGCCGGAUCCCACCUGCGCUCGGCCUGGCCCUGGCCAUGGCUGCCCUGCUGCCCGCAGCCGGCGCCCGCCGGAGCCAGGACCUGCACUGCGGAGCGUGCCGGGCGCUGGUGGACGAGCUGGAGUGGGAGAUCGCCCAGGUCGACCCCAGGAAAACCAUCCAGAUGGGCUCGUUCCGCAUCAACCCCGAUGGCAGCCAGUCGGUGGUGGAGGUGCCCUACGCCCGGUCGGAGGCACAUCUGACGGAGCUGCUGGAGCGGGUGUGCGAGAAGAUGAAGGAAUACGGGGAAAAAGUGGAUCCCUCCACCCACCGUAAGAGUUACGUCCGGGUGAUCUCCCAUGACGGGACCAAGAUGGACCUUUCCGGGGUCAAAAUUGAUGGAGACGUGGCUUCUAGCCUGAAGUUUGCGUGCGAGAGCAUCGCCGAGGAGUACGAGGACGAACUCAUCGAAUUCCUCUCCCACGAGGCCGACAACGUCAAGGACCGGCUCUGCAGCAAGCGGACGGACCUGUGUGACCACGCGCUGCACAUCCCGCACGACGAGCUGUGACACAGGAGGCCCCGGCUGCCGCCGGAGGAUGGUGCCAGCCCGACCCGGCCACCUCGUGGGACCAGGAUGACACCGGGCUCCGUCCGGGUGUCCCCCUACCUCUUGGAUUGCCUCGUCCGUCCCCCCCCGCCGGGCUGGGCAACCGCGGAGCUGUGGCAGACCCCCCCUCGCCCGCUCGGAUGCUCUUGUCCUAUUUAUUCCCUGUCCGUCCGCCGCUGCCACAGGGGCACCAGGACGCUGGCCCCGCUCCCCGAUGAGGUGGCCACGGGGGCCGGAGCCGUGUCCUCAUUUCCCAGCGGGACAUUUCACAGGUGGCUGCCAGCCCGGGACCUGCCGGGGGGACACCGCAGGGGACAGCGGGGCCCAGCUGCCCCCGUCGGGACGGGGCGUUCGGGCACCGGGGCCGGUUUUGCUGCAGGCAAUAAAGGGGCAACGCGGUGGCCGCGCCGCGGGCCCAGCCGAG
Molecule: messenger RNA, 1261 nt
Organism: Chroicocephalus ridibundus (black-headed gull)
Lineage: Eukaryota; Metazoa; Chordata; Aves; Charadriiformes; Laridae
Gene: CNPY2
Product: canopy FGF signaling regulator 2
Exons: 6
Coding region: 16-798 (260 amino acids)
Cellular component (GO): endoplasmic reticulum
Source: RefSeq, a predicted model, not a curated record